CGAAGAUUGCUCACAAGAGGUGUAGGGAACUGGGGCAGGGGGUAAAUAACAGACUUGCUUCCCGUCGUCCUGAGAGUGACCAGUGCAUGAGCUUCCUGAAUGUUCACUCUGUAUAUAAGAAGUUUCUGACACUGGGACUCAUUAUGUUUUGAGGUAAUUUCCCUAUUACUAGAUGGGGUUGGAGGGAGUAAGCCAGUCGUUGGAUAUUCUCUUGUCUGAGAUGCUGCAGAGCAGUUUAAGUGAGCACAAAAUGGACUCAGAUGCUUCCUCCGUGGCUGAGCGAGCUGGCAGGCAGCAUCGAUGGAGCCCUGCUCAGAAGACCCCCAUCUCUGUUGGGUCUCCCGACUCCUGGGAUUCACCAGUCUCCUCCUCAGCGUCUGCAGCAAUGGGGCCAAGAGUUCUGGAGUCCACAGUCCUGGAGUUCAGGAUUCUGGAGCUCAUGGUCUUCUGCAGGGGAUCCAAGGAGGUUCUGUGCUGUUUCAUGUGUUCAAGAAGCAACAAGCUGAGCUGAAGGAGAUCACAUGGGGCUUUGGCCCUGGGUCAGAGUACAGAGUCCUGCUGCGAGUCCGUCCUGGGGAAGCUCCCAUAUGGGUGAGCCUCCAGGACAGGUACCAGAAGAGGGUCUGUGUGCCCAACAUGAUGUCUCUGAAGAUUGAGAACCUGACCUCUGAGGACAGUGGGUCGUACAGGGCUCGAGGCAGCUGCACUGGAGGAGUAGAAUUUACCCAGGUUUUCCACCUCACUGUCUAUGAGCCUGUGCCUGUUCCCAAGAUCCAGGUCCACUCAUCAUCUAUCACACCAGGUUGGUGCAAUGUUACCGUGGAGUGCAUGACCUCAGGGGACACAGAGGACCUGAAGGUGACCUGGGAGGGCAAGGGCCUCCCCAAGGAGCUGGAGGAGAAGGUGAUGCCUGGACCAGCCUACAACUCCCACACCCUGGCUGUGAACCUGCCCCUGGGCAAGCCUUACACCAAUAUCACCUGUGUGGUCAGCAACCAAGUGGACCAGAAAACUGACACCUUCGACCUUGGGAGAGUCUGUGACCAUGUGAGGGAAACAGGUUCACAUGGAAAGGCCAUUGUUGGCACCCUUGGAGGCAUCCUAUGUGCUGUCAUGGCUGUGCUACUCUUCCUGGGAACCGGACUGUACCUUUGGAUGAUGUAUAAGAAAAGGUACCUGACUUCUGAAAGAGGAUUGCAGCAAAUCCACAAGGACCGUGAUGAUGGCAUAGACUGUGCAGAAUUGAGCCAGAAAAUGUAUCAAGAAGGCAUGUACAUGGAUAUAAAUGAGCAAUAUAUGAAAGAAGAGCGACCUUUCUACACUGUCUACUCUGUGAUCCAUAACGAGUGAGGAUAUGAAGAUAAUUUAAUUGGAGGAAGCAAAGGAAUCUGGCAGUCUUGGACACCUCCAAUCUGAUCCUGAUAUCUUUCAGACACCUGCUUCUCCAAUUCUGAUUCUGCUCCAGCUGCCCCUGAUCUCUUUUACUCUGACCCAUGUGACUUCAGCUCAAUAAGGAAUGGAUCUGGACCUUCAGAGCCUAAAAUGGGUGAAGUUUUGUCCUGAGAACUUUGCAAAUAAUAUCUCUUCUAAUUCUUAUCAGGACCCUCUAGAGCCAUCAUAUUCUGUAUUUUAUAAGACAGUAGCCAUUGUCCCCAAACUAGUUGGUGUCAGAACAAAGCCUUAAAUCCAAUACUAAACAAUUCCAGGUUUCACAUCUUACUGAUUCUCUGUAUUGUACCGAAGACCUUGGAAUCUUGGAGUAUUCAGAUGGGAAUAUGCCUCAUUUGUUCCUCUCCCAAGUCUCCAGCUUCUGAUUCAGUUGCCCCAUUUGGGCUGAGUUCAUUGCUGAUGGAUCAUCUGGUGGUUGAAAGAGGAACUGCUAUUAAGUGGACACUGCAGACUUGGUAUGUGGGAGGCAUGGAAUGAGGAAACUUGCCCUUGGUACUGAGGAAACAUUCUGAGAAGACAUGCUUCUCACUCUUGGGUCUUGUAGGAGUUCCUUCCUCUCUUUCCAAAGUGUGUUGUGGGUUUCAGCAUUGCAAUCUUCAAACCAGCUCUCCUUGCUUUUUAUUCAAAACUCCACUCGUUAGGCUUUACAUAACUUUUUCAUAUGGACUUUCGACAAUUUUGUGAGGCAGAAAUCUCCACUGUACAUAUGGAAAAACAAAAUGUACAGACUAAAUACCAUGCUUGAGUUCUCCCCAGUUAAAGUGAUGUGCCUGAUUUGGGUUCACAGAGGAUUAUAACUUCACUCAUUUUGACUCCUUCUUCUCUGUCAUUCCAGACCCCCAGUCAGUUACUAGCUUGCAUUGGGUGAUCCUUCACAUAGCUUUUUGUCCUCCAUCCUUCUCUCAUUCUUUCAUUCCCAUCUUUUAUCUGCAGUUCCACUGUUUCUACAUUUCUACCAUCAAUGCAGAGGAUGUCUCCAUGUAACUCUUGUUAUUUUUGUGACUGUGGCCAUGCUAGUGUGUGAUGUAUCUCAUCGUUGUUUGGAAUUGCAUUUCCGUAGUGAUUAAUGAUGGUGAAUGUAUUUUCACGUGUACUGACCUUUGUCUAUCUUAUUUGGAGUUAAUCAGUUUCUCUCUCUGAUCUUCUCUCAUCAUACUUUGCCCCCAUCAUACCAAUAAAAGUGCUUUUGUUCAGGUCCCCUGGAAACUCCAUGUGUUUUAAGUCCAGUGAACAUUCUCAGUUUCAUCUCCCUUGAAUUUCAGCAGCAAUGAACCUGUCCUUUCUUGAAUCACUGCAUCACUUUGCCUUCACUACUCACCAUUCUUUUCCUCCUCCUCAGUGGUAGCUCACUAGUUGCCUUGACUGGUUUCUUUCUCAUCUAUCCAAUCUCUAAAUUCAGGAAUAUUCUAGGGUUCAUACCAAGACCAACCAGAUUACCUCUCUUCAAUAUCUAUACUUGUUUAUUUCUGGUGUGUGGCCACAUGCUAAUCCCCAGAUCAUAUGACUAUGUGAAUUUCACAGGCAAAAAUGUCUUACAGAUGUGAUCAAAGUUAAGGCCCUUGAGAUUGGGAAAUUA
Messenger RNA from Phacochoerus africanus (Common warthog), 3025 nucleotides. Its product is annotated as SLAM family member 9-like. Bases 301 to 1350 code for a protein of 349 amino acids. The record is from RefSeq and is a predicted model, not a curated record. NCBI's taxonomy places the organism in Eukaryota, Metazoa, Chordata, Mammalia, Artiodactyla, Suidae. The transcript has 7 exons.